AUGAAAUCCUUCACAACCGGCGCUAAACCGUUCAGACCGCUGCUCAUCUUGUGGAUCCUUGUGUCAUUGCUGAAGAGUUUUGCGGUUGGGAAAGCUCUGGUUUCCAAUACCACCAGAAGAGCAGGAGGCUGCUUGGAACCGGUUGAACUGGAAUUCCCUCUAAGUGUGAAGGUCAAUCUAAGCAUCAUCAACAAAAACCUGGAUGACGGAGUAGUGUCUGACGUCAGCAAACGUUCAACCUCUCCAUGGGACUACAGCGUUAAUGAAGAUCCCAACAGGUUUCCCGCCAGGAUCUCCGAGGCCACCUGCCGCCGUCCUUUCUGCGUGGAUUCCAGGGGAAAGGAGAAUUACAGCAUGAACUCCGUCCCCAUUCGACAGGAGAUCCUGGUGCUUCGACGUCGGUUCAGGGGCUGUGAGCAAACCUAUCAGCUGGAGAAACAGUGGGUCACCGUCGGCUGCACGUGCGCCAGGGCACUGUCCAACACUUCCGCAUGA
Messenger RNA from Heteronotia binoei (common prickly gecko), 495 nucleotides. RefSeq names its product interleukin-17A-like. The transcript has 3 exons. The record is from RefSeq and is a predicted model, not a curated record. Gene Ontology annotation, molecular function: cytokine activity. Gene Ontology annotation, cellular component: extracellular region. NCBI's taxonomy places the organism in Eukaryota, Metazoa, Chordata, Lepidosauria, Squamata, Gekkonidae. The coding region runs from base 1 to 495 and encodes 164 amino acids. Gene Ontology annotation, biological process: inflammatory response.